Rhopilema esculentum is the source of this 4665-nucleotide messenger RNA. RefSeq names its product extended synaptotagmin-2. Gene Ontology annotation, molecular function: phosphatidylcholine binding; calcium ion binding; phosphatidylinositol binding. Gene Ontology annotation, cellular component: endoplasmic reticulum membrane. NCBI's taxonomy places the organism in Eukaryota, Metazoa, Cnidaria, Scyphozoa, Rhizostomeae, Rhizostomatidae. The record is from RefSeq and is a predicted model, not a curated record.
UGUUGUGUAUUUAUUUGAGCAUAAAUGUUCUUGUUUAUAUAGAAGUCUCUUUGUAGAAAAGUGUGACGAGCAAAGAUUUUAUCGUCUAUGAAUUGUGAUUAGAAAAUUCAUUUUAGAUUCACGAGGCCAAGAAGGUCGCUGCAAACAUUCAGAUUCGUUUGCAAGAAAGAUCUCUUUUAGUGCUUCAAAUAUCCAUCAGGACUUUUCAGUUAAUUGUAUUUUUCCUAUUAUGCACGCCUUUAAUCAAAUCCUGAACUGGAAUUAGAAUAAAAACGGUUUUGUCUUAAGAUUAACGAUGCUCAGUCAGCUCGAAAAUCCUGUUGUUUUUUCUCAUUACAUUGCACGGAGAUAAGCCAGCCACUAGGAAUCACUUGUAAGAGCUACACUCUUUUUUCAUAAGAACCAGUAAAUUUAAGUUCAGGCUGACUGUUCUUAAUUUUUUUCGAAAAUCUGAGGCUGGAUUGUUCUUAAUUUGUUCUUAAUCUAAUAGGGUGUAAGCAGUGCGAGUGCUAGCUUUUUCGCUCUAGGGUGGUGUAUAGGCCUCAUUUGCCAACAAAGCGCGUGAGACAGCCGUAAUUUGCUGACAAAUUUGAAUAUUCACCGAAAAAGCACCCACACAUCGCUAAAAAUCCUUUGAGAAAAUCGUUGUUCAAAAUUGCAGUUUGCAGAAGCUCAGUCUCACAUUGUUCUUAAUUUGUUUUCUAACUUUUGACCAAUUUUGAGGCUCGUGUUCUUAUAAAAUUGUUCUUAUAAAAAAAGAAUGUAUACUGUCGAUGUAAAUUCGACCUUGAAAGGUAAUUUUUGUAAUGUCUAAUAAAUGGUAUCUACUACUCUUAUUCCCCAUGCUUAGAUAUCAGAAACAUAUCCCACCAGCUUUGAACUCUUGCAAACAUUUGAUGGGCUAAUCCUAGAGCAUAGUACGUUGUUUUCGAUGUCAUUUUAUUUCAAAUAAAAAAUCGUCGGACAGCUGCAAGAUAAAGCACGUUAAAUCGCUGUUUAAUUAGAUUUCUUUUCAACGCUCUAUUCUACGGUGACUCUAAGGACCUAUUGCGCGACCUUACCCGAGAACCCUACCUAUUGCGUGUGUGUAUGGCAGAGGGCAAUGGGGAAGUUUGACGCCUGCAUUGGAAAAUAUUGUGUUGUGUUGAAUUUCAGAUAACCACGAUGUUGCCGAUGCUGGAAUUUGUCAACUCCAGGAGGCUAAAGUCGGAAACAACGGUUUCGAGAGCACCUUUCUGAUAACCUUGAAUCGAAAUAUGACAGAAUCUGCUGCAGGCAAGACUGGCAUUGCUGCCGAGUCCUAUGGAACAACUGCCUUUAUUUUGAAUAUAUCAUGGAUGUUAGCCCUGUUACUUGGCGUCUGGUUGGCUGGUAGCUGUGGCUUAAGCUUUGCCUGGAUAAUUAUUAGCUGCGUUGUUUUGGCUACGUUUUUCAAACAAAGAGCAGAUAGAAACGUUAAACGUACUCUGGCUAGAGCAAUUGCUAAUGAAAAAGCGGCUAUUAAACUUUGCCCUGAGUUACCAUCAUGGGUGAAUUUUCCCGACGUAGAGCGUGCAGAAUGGUUGAACAAGGUUAUUCGUCAAGUGUGGCCGUUUGUUGGGAAGGCCCUGGAUAAGAUGCUGCGAGAAAGUGUCGAGCCAGUGCUCAGGACCAAGGUCCCAUCCACGCUAAGCGGUAUUCGGUUUGAUACUAUCAGAAUAGGUGAUCUUCCUCCGCGAAUUGGAGGCAUCAAAGUGCACACUGACAAUCUAAAGCGUUCAGAGGCGAUUCUUGAUGUGGAUAUAAUUUACGCUGGCGAUGCAAAAAUUAUUCUGGCUACUAAAGGGGUUAAGCUAGGCGUGGAGGACCUAGAGAUACGAGGGACACUGCGAGUGUUGCUUUAUCCACUCAUCCCAGAUCUUCCUCUUAUCGGUGGGUUGACCAUGUACUUCAUCAACAGACCUUUGAUCAACUUCGACUUGACAAACGUAUUGAAUUUCCUCGAAACACCAGGAGUCAACACGCUUCUACGCAACGUUAUUGAUGAUGCAAUCGCCAGCUUCGUCGUCCUUCCAAAUAAAAUCGCAAUAUCCCUCUCGGGUCAAGUCAACAGUGGUGAGCUUAAAAAUCGUCUUCCCGAUGGUGUGCUCAGAAUUAAAGUUGUUGAAGGUGCUGAUCUUGAGGCCAAGGAUUUAAAAUUUCUUGGAAGUAGUGGCACUUCAGACCCCUAUAUAACAUUGACAAUUGGAGCAGAAAAAUUUUCAACCACCAUCAAGUCAUCGACGCUAAAUCCGACCUGGAACGAAACAUUUGAGGUUCUUUUAGAAGAAAGUAGCAACAGAAAGAUAGAUGUGACAGCCUUUGAUAGGGAUCGGCUUCCGUCUAGGGAUGAGAGUCUUGGAGAUAAAAGCUGGGCACUGAGCAAGGUGAUUGAGACAGGAUAUCAGGAUGUAUGGCUUGCUCUAGAUCAUGUUAAAUCUGGUAAGAUCCACCUGCAAAUGACUUGGUUCACUCUGAACUCGUCCUCAGAAUCUGUGAAAACUGCUGUUGGGACCACGCCUUCUAAAAGAAGCACUUUGACUAAAGCCGUACUGAUUGUUCAUAUUGAUUCUGCCUCGAAUCUACCAAGAAGCCGCCACUCAAAUUCGGCCUGCAAUCCAGUUUGUAAAGUGAUUGUCGGCAGUACGACCUUCAAGACUCACAAGCUCAACGAAACUGUUGAUCCAGUUUGGGAGCAAUCGCUUGGUUUUCUGGUCCGGGAGCCGGAGCAACAAGACGUAAAAUUUCAACUUUGGGACCAUAAAAAAGACCGUCUACUCGGUUCGUUGACCUUUAAAAUCCGCAGCCUUAUGAACGAAGAUGAUAUGAGUUUAAAACAAUCGUUUCCUCUUGAUGACUGCAGCACAAAUGCAAAACUAACUGCUAAAUUGACUUUGAUGGGAUUAAAUGAGCCUGUCCAGCCCACGGAUGAAGACGAAAAUUUUGUCAUAGUAGGAAAUGAAGGAAAAGAAGAAAUCUUGCUGGAUCCCAAGUCGGCCAGAGAAGCUACGACCCCAACCACGGAAGAAAGCAGUGGCUCAGGAGAGAACCAUAGUCCUUCAAAUAAGAGUCGCUCGAACGGCAGUCCUUCUAACGGCAGCCCACCGAAUGUCAGCUUUGACGAAGUAUUCAACGACAGUAAUGAGUUUUCAAGGUCAACUUUAGAUAGAACCGGGUCCGGGAAGAGCGACGCAAGCCGGUCAAGAAUUGGUACUUUCAUGCGAAGGGCCAAACUAUUCAGCAGCUCCUCUGCGCUCAAUGAUGACUUUAGGGCAACGAGCCCUCAGGGAGAAAUUAAAAUCGCUAUUGUUUAUCGCCAAGUACAGAAAAGGCUUGUUAUAGGCGUUUUCCAGGCUCGUAUCUUUGAAACUGGGCAAAACCCUGACGAUAACAACAACAUAAAUCCUUAUGUCAGGAUUUAUUUGUUACCAGACCGUUCGCGGAGCACUCGUCUCACAACUGAUGUAGCCAAGCGCACAUGCAAUCCAGAAUUCAGUGAAACUCUGUGGUACGGGAUCGACUCUAUCGAAACAUGCCGAGAGAAAAAGCUAGACAUUAUGCUUAAAUCAGAGACACCGUUGCUGAAACGUGCUAAAGGCAUGCGUUACGAGUUAGGACGUGCGAUUAUUGACUUAGCGAAAGAAGACUUAGCGAGCGAGGAGCCAGAAUGGCGGACUCUUUACAAAGUUGAGUCAGAUUAGGUGAAAUUCGAAUAUUUAAAAAAUAAAAAGAACAAUAGGGUGAUCAGAUUGCUCUAAGGAGGGUGUAGCUUUACGAAGCACUUCAAUGAGCAACAGUAACAAUUCAGCUAUGAAGUAGAAUUACUAAAAUGUCUAGCGCUAUAUGCGGGUAAUGGAAUAAACUGUAGUUUUGAGAUAUGAGAAGUCUCAAAAAAGCCUGAUUAGACCUAAUAAAGUACCUUGACUAUCGACAAAGGAUGCCUGGAAAGAACAGUGUUUUUUUCUCAAAACUAAAUGUUUUUGUCAAUUUACACCUUGUUUUCUAUUGCCAAACAUUUGCAAAGUUUAAUUUUACUUCAUUUUUAUCGUUAAAAUUUUGUACAUUUUUAACUUCAAUAGUGUAGAAAUAGAAAGCAUGAAGGCUUUAAAAAACUGUAUCCCUUCAACAAUUUUUUUAACCUUAGACCAGGUAGUAUACGACACUCUUACUGUAAAAUUUCGAAACGUCUAUGUACCUCACCCUGGACACCAAUGCAUUUUAUAAAUUCUCCACUUCAAUGUACGACAUCGACUUCGUUUUGAAAAAUGCUGCUGAUUCUUGUGAAAGACGAGAAGCACAUUAGAUUGAUUUCAAUUUAGCUAGCUUCCGUUCUUCUUUUGACCGUCAAAUUGCUUACAUGUUGUCAAUAACAAUAACAAUCUUUUCAAGGUACGCACUGCACUUCCAAAUUAAAAAUAGGCCUAAAUUUUCUUGAUUUUCUAGUCACAAAAAUACGAAAUGGCUUUACUUUUUGCAUAUUAAAGCACUGAAAAAUGUUACAAAAACCAACCUGUUGACAUUUUGGAAAAUAUAUUGAGGAAAUGCAUCUAGAUCUUAGAAGAGGGAAUUAAAUGCCAUGAUGAUAUGUUAGCAUUUUGGUAUUCAUGAUUACUUUUGGUAUUGAUAAAAACACUUUAGAUUGACACA